Messenger RNA from Ylistrum balloti, 2843 nucleotides. RefSeq names its product BMP and activin membrane-bound inhibitor homolog. Lineage: Eukaryota; Metazoa; Mollusca; Bivalvia; Pectinida; Pectinidae. The record is from RefSeq and is a predicted model, not a curated record. Bases 238 to 1143 code for a protein of 301 amino acids. The transcript is spliced from 3 exons.
UCGAUGUAUUAGUUUUCUCGUCAUGUCACACGAGCUAGAUCCUAUUCCUAUUGGAAAUAUAUCCCUGCUGCACGGGAUAUAGACUGGAUGUUUACACUGGAGUGUGUCAUAGUAUGUUUGUAUGGACCGCCACCAGUGGAUAUAAACAAUCUGAUGGCUGUGUAGGUGUCGUCACCUGCCACUAUGUGAUAUUACCAAGGAUCAUAACAUAUCUCGGAAGAAAAUACUCGUGAUUAUAUGUUGUACUGUACAGUUAGUACAUUUUCACUUCGCAUGGAGUCGAAGUUGGGAAUCUUUCUCCUUAUGACUAUGGUCUACUGUUUAGCAGCGAUUGAGGGUGAAAUUCGAUGUUAUUGCAACGAACCCGGAUGUAUCAGCACCAGCUACAUGUGCAAGUCAGCUUUAGGGAUGUGUUACUCUCUGGUCAGUCGAGAAGGGGAGACAAAACGUACAACACAGGGAUGUGUAGAUUCUUCAGUACAUCAAAAACACAACUUAUGUAACGGAGAAGUUCUUGAACAGAUGAGGGGAAACCGUCCCUCCGAGGAGUGGCCUUUAUUGUACUGUUGUAGAUACGAUAUGUGUAAUUACAAUUAUAAUGACUAUACGGGGAAUGUCAAUAUCGUCAUGAAUGCUGCUAAAGUCAACAACAGUAGUCGUCAUCGAGCAGUUGACAAAGAGCUGAAUAUGGUGGCGCCCCCUGGAGGUCACGUACCUUAUGCUAUUCCGGAUUCUGAUGACCGGAGCGGUGAAAGUGAUUUGUGGUUUAAAGCAGCCGUAAUCGCUGUCCCGAUUGCGGGAGGAUUUAUUCUAAUUUUAUUGGUGCUUUUAGCUGUACGCAUGCUCAGAACAGAUUCAAGACGACAUAGACAAUUAAUUCAAUUUAGACGCGAGAGAACUAGCUUAACAAAAGCACAGUUAUAUGUGACAGACCAUUUUAGUGAAAAGACAGAAAAGAGCUCAUCCUCUUCUAUGUUUGGAGAAAACCAUAACACAUUAUGCAAAGAUGUUAACGUUAAGAUGGACAAGGACGGAAAAGUGUACGAACAAGUCUGCCCAGAACAGUCCAAGUCAAAACGAACUCGUCCAUCAAUUGUUAUAUGGGGAAAACCUCUCCAAACUGAUUUUGCUACAGUGGUAUAGCACAGAUAUUGUGAUAAAUGUUCAAAUGUGUCUACUUGUGAGAGUGAAAGUUGAGUGUGAUCACGUGAUUAAAUGGAUGUGAAAUAUAUAUAUAUAUCAAAGUUUAGAGAGAUCAGUAUGUUAAUAUGUAUCAAUGUGGAAGGUGAGAGGUUAUAUGAUACAGGAUGACCAAGGUGUUCGGUUCAAUGUUAAAAGCCUGAAAGUGUGUAAAUGGGACAUACAUGUCAAACAUGGACUAUAAAUGGUUCUUUUUGGACAUUGGUGAAUUGUUUUGGACAUUGGUGAAUUGUUUUGGACUAUGGUCGAUCAAAUCAACUGAUGUCCUUCCAAAAGCGAUGUUUUGUUGAAUACACGCAUGCACGUAGUAUUUUGGUGUGUAGUUCUGUGAGUAUUUAGUGAAAUAUGUGAAGCUCUAAGUGAGAAAUUUUAACUGUCGCGUAAAACAUGUGAAACAUGUAUGUGUGUUAUUAUGUGGGAAUGCUCAAUACAGAGUCUAAAUGUGUCAGAAAUUUGUCAUGUGGAAGUGCAGUCCGUGUUUUACAUCACGCCUUUGAAAAAGUCUAGCCCUUUAGAUCCUCGCGCCUUUCCGAACAAAAAAGGUGGAAAAGCCCGAGGAUUUCCGAUUGCCUCAUUGAGAUUGGAAGAGAAGUUUUGUGAUUCACGGACUGGAAAAGAAGAUAAAACCUCGUUAUAUCGACACUGUUGCACAAUGUGGUGAAAAUAUACACGCAUUUAUUGAUUUAAGAAAAAAGAAGAUAAGAAAACAUCGCAUUAAGCGAAGUGACAGUAAAGCGAGGUUUUGUUCUAUAUUUCAACCUGCUCCUUCAUGGUAGAAUUUUCAACCUUCACAUCAGACACACCCAUUUCUUAAAGCGGAGCGAGAGACCUUUAGGGAAUGGUGUGUUCCUUAAUGGGAAUCGUGGGGUAAUACUUAUUUCAGUAUCUAAAUACUUCAAACAGUUCAAGCAGUAUUUACUUACUUUAGAUAACCAGUGUAGUGUAACCCUUAUUUAUUAAUUUUAAUAAAUAAUAUAAACAAUGUUACAACAUUUGAAUAAAGUUCAUUUGCCCAGUAGUGAUAUUUUCUGUUCUGAAUAGCAACGCUCCUGCAUCCCAAACCAUUUGGUUUGCAUUUGAUAUUCAAGGACAUGUUCCCAUUAUCAUGGUUUUCGUACAAGAUAUUGGCAAGUGAAGACUCGAAGCACAGGGCUUCAGAUGAUGCAGGUUGAUUAUGGGAUGAUCUUACUGUCAUUAUGAUCUCACCAUAUUCUAUUUCUAUGUUCACACCAUGUAUACCUUGUUCUCCUUCGAGAACGUGUCAUUACUUAUUGGAUCGAUCAAGAUUUACAUGGAAGGUGUCGUCGAUGAAUUAGAAGACGCGUACUCUUCCGGAACACAUUUUUCAUGUUUCUUUUGCUAAUAUUUUGCCAAAGUUUCAUCGUAUUUGUGUUGAAAAACGAUUCCGUUUUCAUGUCAGUAUUUUCUCUGUCAUUUUAAAAACUUCAUUCUGAUAUUGUUAUUGACAGAAUUGUCAGGGGAGAUGGUUUUAUUCAGAUUAGGAUUAUCUACCAUGAAGGUGUUAGGUGGCGUUGUACGAUGUUGUGUGUCGUUGUUUGUUACUAUUGUGUGUGGUCAUAUUUUCAUGGACUACAAAAUUAUUAUGUUAUAUUUGAAAACACUUCUAUUUAUUUCUUUCAAAA